Molecule: messenger RNA, 1353 nt
Organism: Asparagus officinalis (garden asparagus)
Lineage: Eukaryota; Viridiplantae; Streptophyta; Magnoliopsida; Asparagales; Asparagaceae
Product: serine/threonine-protein kinase SAPK7-like
Exons: 9
Coding region: 125-1207 (360 amino acids)
Biological process (GO): intracellular signal transduction; protein phosphorylation
Molecular function (GO): protein serine/threonine kinase activity; ATP binding
Source: RefSeq, a predicted model, not a curated record
UAAUUCCGUUGUCGUCUCUUUCUACCCUUCUUCGAUCUCACUCCUCCAAAACUCAGCCACUAUUUUAAAAUUUGCAAAAAAGACCCAAAACUUUCCAUCCAAUUCGAGGGGAAAAAAAACCCCAAUGGACAAGUACGAAGUAGUGAAGGAGAUCGGGUCGGGUAACUUCGGCGUCGCCCGCUUGAUGCGGCACAGGGAGACGAAGGAGCUCGUUGCCAUGAAGUUCAUCCCCAGGGGCCAAAAGAUUGAUGAGAACGUUGCCAGGGAGAUCAUUAAUCACCGGUCUCUUCGGCAUCCUAACAUUAUUCGGUUCAAAGAGGUUGUUUUGACGCCGACGCAUCUGGGGAUUGUGAUGGAAUAUGCUUCCGGCGGCGAGCUCUUUGAUCGGAUCUGUAGCGCUGGAAGAUUUAGCGAAGACGAGGCGAGAUAUUUUUUUCAGCAGCUAAUCUCUGGCGUCAGCUACUGCCAUUUUAUGCAAAUAUGCCACCGAGACUUGAAGCUGGAGAACACUCUCUUGGACGGUAGCCCGGCGCCGCGCCUCAAAAUCUGCGACUUCGGUUACUCGAAAUCGUCAGUUCUGCACUCGAGGCCCAAGUCCACGGUGGGGACACCGGCGUACAUUGCACCGGAGGUGCUCUCUAGGAAAGAGUACGAUGGCAAGUUGGCAGAUGUAUGGUCAUGUGGAGUCACUCUUUACGUGAUGUUGGUGGGAGCCUACCCUUUUGAGGACCCGAGUGACCCUAAAAAUUUCAGGAAAACCAUUUCGAGGAUAAUGUCAAUUCAAUACAAGAUCCCAGACCAUGUACACUUAUCCAUGGACUGCAAGCACCUCCUCUCCCGUAUAUUUGUUGCUAAUCCAGUUAAGAGGAUCAACAUUAAGGAAAUAAAGAGUCACCGUUGGUUCUUGAAGAACUUGCCAAGAGAGCUAACAGAAGAGGUACAAGCACUCUACUUCAAAAGGGACAACUCCGCUCCCACUUACUCCCUACAGAGCAUCGACAACAUUAUGAACAUCGUGAAGGAGGCGAGAAAUCCUGCACCGUCGACGACACCCGUUCCAGGCUUUGGAUGGACCGAGGAUGAAGAUGAAGCGGAGGGAGAAAACAAGGAAGGGAAAAAUGAGGAAGAAGAUGAUGAAGACGAGUAUGAUAAGACAGUCAAAGAAGUUCAUGCCAGUGGAGAAUUCCAAAUCAAUAAUGAUUGUUAAAUGUUAUGUGAGUUACCUCAUGAGGUGUGUUUUAUCGCCAUGUUGUAAAAUGAUCUACAUUUUAUGUGUUUUGUCCUCCAUAUAUUUGUGUAGCAAGAACUCUGUUCCGUUGGUAAUGUUAAAAGAUUUGUUUAUAUUGAUAGUCA